Adineta ricciae is the source of this 3411-nucleotide messenger RNA. The record is from the annotation of a GenBank genome assembly. NCBI's taxonomy places the organism in Eukaryota, Metazoa, Rotifera, Eurotatoria, Adinetida, Adinetidae.
AUGUCACAACGAAUCCUGUCGUCGAACAACGUUCAACAUGCUGAUAAUGAUAAGAUCAACUGCUAUGAUUACAUCAUUGAUCAAUGCAGUAUAUAUACUGAACGUAUUGGAAUAGUGGUGAAAAAAAUUCUAUGCAAAUCAUGGCCACUUCUAUCAAAACAAUCGACUCAAAAGAGAAACAAAGAAAAAUCGUCAAAUCCUCGUGGUUGUGAAACGUUAUCUACGAUCGAUGUAAUAUCGCUUUUUCAGUCGAAUACACUCUGUCAACAAUCGUUUACUGUAUCGUCAACACUUGUUACUCCAUUAUCCAUAUCAUCAAAACCACAAGCUUCGAGACAAUUAUUGAAAAGUUUGAUACCUACGAUCGAUAACAACAUGCCUUUAGCACAAAAUUACAAAGAUGAUGUGUCUCUUUUGGAAUCCGAAGCAGCAUUCACAAACGUAACAAUGGGACAUGCUAAUGUCGGCCUCGGUACACGUCAAGGAACUAAUUCAAAGCCUAAUCAGGCCAAUGAUCGUUCAUCCACUGUGUCCAUGGCAACAACGGUUAGUUCAAAUGACAAUCUGCUAGCAGACGAUGAUCUGCCCGAAAUUGUACCCACGAAAUCUACGUUCACUACCGGUUCUGAAAUGGAAGCCGAUCAUCAUACGUUUUAUCUGAGUUCAUGUGAAUCUACCGCUGGUAUCGAUGCACAUGAUUCAAAUAUUUCCUCGAGAUGUUCGUCGCUAUCAUCAUCAUCGUCAUUGAAUGUUGCCCUGCCGACCGCUCGAUCGCCAGUACACACGAACGUCUUUCUGAAUGUUCUCAAACGCCUACACUGUAUAACACUUCGUGGUAAAAAACACCGCCGAUACCGAUCGUUGUCAACGUCGUUACAUCUCUUCUUCAAGAAACAUCACAAACCGUCGAUUGAUUUCCAUCAAUCAACCAUCGAACUUUGUAAAUCACCCUCUAGUCCACAAUUUCCAACAAUCAAUGUAGAUAAUGAAAAUGAACUCAUACGAUCAAAGACGCGCUUUCAUAGCUGUCAACGAAUCUAUCAUACCGGUGCAAAUAAAGAUAUACAUUUCAAUAGUAAAACCCAGAAUCUCCGCCCACGAAGAUCAUUCUUACAACGACUGAGACAUUCGGAUAAGACAGUCAGCGAAGAUAAUAACACCAAUACGUUAAGUUCAGUCGAUUUAGCGCUUACGCCACAAAUUCUUCCUACUCUGUUAAUCACAGAAUCAACUUCAUCGGUAACGCCAGUUCAACAACUAACAUCUUUUGAUUACACCCGUGAUGAACAUAAUAGUAAUGAACAUGAGAUUGAAAUUACUAAUAUCACAAAAGAAGGAUGUGAACGCGCAGAUUCAUCACAUUUUGAAUUGUUACAAACAUUGGGCGCCGGUUCGUUUGGAAAAGUUUUCCUCGUACGAAAAAUUAUCGGCCCUGAUUCAGGCUCUCUCUAUGCGAUGAAAGUACUGACCAAAGCGAGCCUUAAAGUUCGAGAUCGUCAACGAACGAAAAUGGAACGCGAUAUUCUUGCCCAAAUCUCUCAUCCAUUCAUCGUUAAACUUCAUUACGCUUUUCAAACAGAAGGCAAAGUUUAUUUGGUGCUUGAUUUCUUACGCGGCGGAGAUCUAUUUACACGUCUAUCUAAAGAAGUCAUGUUUACGGAAUGUGACGUUCAGUUUUAUUUGGCCGAACUGGCUUUAGCACUCGAUCAUCUACAUUCACUCGGCAUUGUUUAUCGCGAUUUGAAGCCUGAAAAUAUUCUUCUGGAUACCGAUGGUCAUAUUGCAUUGACUGAUUUUGGUCUGUCUAAAGAAUCAAUUCCCACACAAGAUUCAAAAACCUUCUCAUUUUGUGGCACGGUUGAAUAUAUGUCACCAGAAGUCGUUUCACGCAAAGGACAUUCACAUGUUGCUGACUGGUGGUCAUUUGGUGUCUUAGCAUUUGAAAUGAUCACUGGCCAUUUACCAUUUCACGGAACGAAUCGCAAAGAGACGAUGAAUAUGAUUUUAAAAGCUAAAUUAGCAAUGCCAACAUAUCCAUCAUUAGAAGCACAAAGUCUAUUACGUAUGUUAUUCAAACGUAAUCCAGCGAACCGAUUAGGUGCUGGACCAGAUGGAUUUCGCAAUAUUCAAAGUCAUCCAUUCUUUGCUACUAUCAAUUGGGAUAAAUUAUACAAGAAACAAGUCGAACCACCAUUUAUACCUCCUAUUCAUUCCGAUUUUGCACAUUAUUUUGAUAAAGAGUUUACUUGUAAAACACCAACAGAUUCACCGGGUAUUCCACCGAGUGCUGACGCUCACGACUCAUUCCACGGCUUCAGUUAUAUCGCGCCCGAAUUGAUUACUGCGCGACAAAAUGAUCCCACGUAUUCAAAUGACGUCGAAAGACGUUUACGAUCAAUUGUUGGAGUUAAAUUAACACCAUUUCAAGAUGAAUACGACGUGAAAGAACCGCUAGGACGGGGUAAAACAUCUACAUGUUAUCGUUGCAUUCAUCGACAAACUCGACAAGAAUACGCCGUUAAAAUUAUCAAAGAUGCUAGUAUAAAUGAUCCAUCGGAUGAAAUCGAAUUGCUGUUUCGUUACAAUCAAUUGACACAUAUUAUUCGAAUGCGUGAUGCGUUUUUCAAUGCACCCAAAGUGUACAUCGUGACUGAAUUGAUGCGUGGCGGGGAAUUAUUCGAUAAAAUUCGUCAAGAGAAAUCGUUAUCCGAGCGCGAGAGUGCAAAAAUCAUGAAUGUAAUUAUAAAAACUAUCGAACAAUUACAUCGAAAUUCAAUUGUGCAUCGUGAUCUUCAACCUCGUAACAUAAUGUAUGUCAAUGAGAGCCGUCAACCAUCAUCACUACGUAUUGUUGAUUUGGGCUUUGCUAAACAACAACGUGCUGAGAAUGGCCUGUUGAUGACACCUUGUUUUACCAAAGAAUACGCUGCACCAGAAGUUUUAUCAAGGAAAAAAUAUGAUGAAUCCUGUGAUAUUUGGAGUCUUGGAAUUCUUCUAUAUACCCUGCUGGCUGGAAAUACACCAUUUGCACUUGAUCGAAAUGAUUCACAUGAUCUGAUACUUGCACGAACAGCGGUCAAAUUACAAUUUACUGGACCAACUUGGGAUCGGAUAACAGAUAAUGCAAAAGCUCUUGUCAGUGCAAUGUUGGAUGUUGAUCCGAAGAAGAGACCAACAGCUUUGGAGCUUUGUAAGCAUCCAUGGUUUGCAGAUAUGGACAGUCUUCCGAAUACGAAAUUAAGUAAUAUUCAGGAUCAUAAUCUUGUUCGACAUAAUCUCGACGCAACAUUUCAUGCGAUCAAUGCUAAUCCCAGUAAAAGUUUAACCCUCGGUCCCAUUGGUGAUUCCAAUCUAUUCAAACGACGUAAUGAGCGAACUAACCAUCAGCAGCAAACAGGAAAAGUGAAAUAA